AUGAAAAUGUCGUCGAUCGUGCAAAAAAAUACAGAAGAGUUAACAGACACUGUGUUAUCACAAUAUAUAUCAAGAUUACAUGAUCCAGCACGUGUACGUUUAUCACCAUUAGAUCAUGCUGUUCCAGAAAUUUUUUAUCUGUUAUAUGUAAUUCAUGCUGUACAUCGUCAACAUGUUAAUCCGGCAGUAUCAACAUCUAGAUAA
This is a messenger RNA of Didymodactylos carnosus, 204 nucleotides long. The record is from the annotation of a GenBank genome assembly. NCBI's taxonomy places the organism in Eukaryota, Metazoa, Rotifera, Eurotatoria, Philodinida, Philodinidae.